Suillus subaureus is the source of this 579-nucleotide messenger RNA. RefSeq lists its product as uncharacterized. The transcript is spliced from 4 exons. The coding region runs from base 1 to 579 and encodes 192 amino acids. The record is from RefSeq and is a predicted model, not a curated record. NCBI's taxonomy places the organism in Eukaryota, Fungi, Basidiomycota, Agaricomycetes, Boletales, Suillaceae.
AUGAAAGUUUUUCCCACCUUAGCAAAGGACGAAACUUUCAGUUUGUCUGAGCUUGCUAGUGCUUUGGAGUUGGUAUGCAGCCAACAUGCCAUCACUCAGGCUGACCACCAAAUUGCCGAAGUCACACAUGCUGUGGAUGACAUUUGGGCUGGUUACUGCCCUGCAUGUUCUCAUUGUGUGGAAGGGAGACUGAACAAUAACACAGCUGCUGUAGCCGACCAUGUAACUGACAAUAGCGAUACUGAGAGUAACCACUCUGACUCCUUGGGUACUGCCACUUCCAACUCCUUAGGUACCACCACUUCUCUCAUCAACAAUGUAGCUCCCAUCACUAAUGUCACUGCUGCCACAGUGGUGGCUCCAAUCACUCCCGUCCCUCAUGUUAUGGCUGCCACCACCCAAGCAGUGUCACCUACCUUCCACAUGAGUACAUCUGUGUCCCAGUGCUGGCAUAACAUUCACAUUCACGUUAUUGGUGUGCCAGGCGCCUGUUUUGGCUGCUACUCCUCUCUUAGCACUGCUCAGGCUGCAUAUACACAGGCAGAGAAAGAUGGUUCUGUCUCACGCUUGCCGCUUUGA